Laetiporus sulphureus 93-53 is the source of this 467-nucleotide messenger RNA. RefSeq lists its product as uncharacterized. Lineage: Eukaryota; Fungi; Basidiomycota; Agaricomycetes; Polyporales; Laetiporaceae. The transcript has 3 exons. The record is from RefSeq and is a predicted model, not a curated record. Bases 95 to 328 code for a protein of 77 amino acids.
UGUACUCGUACUCUUUGUUGAAUAGACGCAUCAGAGGACGUGCAUCGCUGGAGCUGGCUGCGAUGCUCGACUGUCGGGUUACGACACGGACGCUAUGUUGAGGAUUUGUUCAACUUGCAUUCUGCCAUGGACUCGUGCAUGGGGUCUUCGGGGAAUUGCCACCGUACUCGUUCUGAUAUGCAUCGUAUUUGUCGUUGGCGCACGCUUGCGGUCAUAUCGCUUUUACUUGUUCAUCCAACGUAUCUUGGUGAACGACUUCACAUGGGCUUGUAGGGCUUUUGGAACCUUGAUCGCUGACGCAACCGACAUUCUUGAUGCAUCGCACUGAUCAAACUAUUUGUGUAGCUCGUUGUUGCCGUGCGCAGUCACUCAGUAUCGCACACAUCAGAAUGUCUGGUUUGAUCAUUCCUUUUCUGUUACUUGAAGUCUGAACUUGAUUUAUGAAGAGCAGUCUCUGCGUUAGGCGU